AUGGGCCGGCCUGUUGAACACAAAGCAAACUACAGAAAGACUGCAUUGGCCAAGCCUGAGCUAUAUAACAGCAACAAAAAGAAGUUCCAGAACUUCUUUGAAUCAUUACAGCUCCACUUUGGAGCAAACCCCGAAUACUUCCGGAUAGAGGUGAACAAGAUUAAUUUUGCCCUAUCCUAUAUGACAAGUGGAGCAGCAGCAGCACUACAAACAGAAUGGGUUGAGAGAAAGAUGCCAGCAGAGGAGCCGACAGAUAUUGAGGAGAUAGAACAGUUGGAAAGCUGGGCUCAUUUUGAGUCCAUGCUCAAAGACCACUUCCAAGGCAUGUUCAAGGAGGAAAGAAGCAAGUACGAGAUUAUGUACUUGAAACAGGGUACCCUUACUACACAAGAGUACUUUGUAAAAUUUGAAGCAACAAGAAGACGCGCAGGAUACAAUGUGAAAGGGAAUGAACAAUUCCUAAUCACAUUAAUCAGAAACAACAUAAAUGCCCCCCUGAUCAAACAGAUCAUCUACUCGGGAAAUAUUCCCAAAACUUACACUGAGUGGAAAACAAGGAUCAUUACAAAUGAUCAGCUGUGGUGGGAUCAAGCGGAGAACGAGCGGAUGAUGAAAGGUAUGGCCAACAGCAGCUCUGGUUCCGGAAACUGGGGACCCAAUGGUUGGUACCAAGGAGAGGGCGCUUUGGAGAAGAAGGCCGAGAUGUUGGAAGAGAAGAAAGACGGGACUGGAACCACCUAUGGUGGAACCGGUCAAAGAAUGGAAGUUGACAAGGCAAAGUACCGGGCAGAAGGCAGGUGCUUCAAGUGUGGAGAAAAGGGGCACAGGGCCCAGGAUCACAAAGAAGGAGGCAGUGCAGCUGCAAAGCCGAAGUUCAACCUUUGCACCAUGUUGGAAGGAAUGAAGAAAGAAGAGCAAGAUGAGCUCUUAAAGGAUUUUUAA
Molecule: messenger RNA, 942 nt
Organism: Serpula lacrymans var. lacrymans S7.9
Lineage: Eukaryota; Fungi; Basidiomycota; Agaricomycetes; Boletales; Serpulaceae
Exons: 1
Coding region: 1-942 (313 amino acids)
Molecular function (GO): nucleic acid binding; zinc ion binding
Source: RefSeq, a predicted model, not a curated record